AUGGUAAAAAGUACUUAAUCUCUUAAAUCGUGAACAUACCCUUUAAAAUGCACUAGACUCUGAAAGAGAAUGACUGUAAUGACCCAUCCCAUCCUGUAGGUGGAGUACUACAACCAGCACACAGCCCUUUGGCACCCUGUUGCUGGCAUGAUGAACAAGCGCUGUCGCCAUGGCGCUGCGGCCCUUGGCAGCCAGCUCUAUGUGGCGGGGGGUUAUGACGGCUCCGGGUUCCUCAGCGGGGCCGAGGUGUACAGCUCAGUGGCAGACCAAUGGAGCCACCUGCUGGCCAUGAACACACGGCGCAGCCGAGUCUCACUGGUUGCAAACUGUGGCAGGCUUUACGCCGUGGGUGGCUACGACGGACAGUCCAACCUGAGCUCUGUAGAGAUGUAUGACGCAGAGACCAACCGCUGGACAUUCAUGGCACCCAUGGUGUGCCACGAGGGUGGGGUGGGUGUCGGUUGUAUACCCCUUCAGCCUGCUUAA
This is a messenger RNA of Coregonus sp. 'balchen', 486 nucleotides long. The record is from the annotation of a GenBank genome assembly. NCBI's taxonomy places the organism in Eukaryota, Metazoa, Chordata, Actinopteri, Salmoniformes, Salmonidae.